AUAUGUAAGUUUGAUAUCAUGAGAACUUACAGCUGAAUGAAAAAAUUAUUAUUCACUGUGAAGAAAUAUUUUCCAAAGUUGUAAAAUUUAGAAUUACUUGUUGGUCAGCUGUUAAUGCUACUUAAAAACUACACAGAGACGUCUUUUCGUAUUUUAUAAAUAUGCUUAGUUUCGCCAUAGCAUCAUGUAUACUGACUUAGAACAUGUAUGUGAAGAACAAAUAGAAAUGUCUAAGCCAAAUGAAGUCAGUGAUUUUGACUUGUUAGCAGAUAGUGGAUACACAGAGGAUAUGUCACAACUGUCACCAGUGAAAAAUGUUGAUAAAUCAGAUUCACAUCUUUGUUGUCCAUCAUUAAACUUCUCUGAUGAUGAAAUGGACCAGAAUUGUAUAGAAAAAAGGAACACUAUAGAAGAUAGUGAUGUAGAGCCUCAGCAUAUUAGGAAUUCAAUUAUAAAAACAGACAUAGAGUUUAUUGAAAGGGAGAUUACUCCUGCAAGGAUUAAGGUGGAGGAAAUCCUGACAAGUGAUGAUGAUAUGUUUUGUACUUGUCCAAUUUUCUGUCUUCCAAGGGAGAUAACAAUGAAAAUAUUUACAUAUUUUACACAACCUGAACUCUGUUGUAAAUUGUCCAGAGUUUGUAAAUCAUGGUAUGACUAUGCAUUUGAUCCUAGCUUAUGGAAAGUUAUUGACCUUCACAACUACCGAAACAUACCAUCUGUGAAUUUAUGUCGUUUAAUUGCAAAAGCUACAAACUUAAGGUCACUUUUAUUGCAUGGAAGAGAAAAUAUUUCAGAAAGUGAGGUUGCUGUUUUUACUGAAUACACAUCCAAUCUUCAACACUUAGAUUUAGGAUUUUGUCAAAAUAUGAAUAUUCCAAUGCUUUCAAUUAUAGUGAACAAAUGUCCCAUGCUUGAAAGUAUUAACUUGGAAGGUGAUACAUGUUUAAAACCUGGAAGUUUACAAAUCCUGAGCAGGUGUGAGCACUUAAAGGAAAUGAAUUUCUCACAUUGUAUUUUAGAAAACAUGGACCUUCAUCAUUUAGCCAAGAAUUUGGAAACUAUAAGAAGUCUCAAUAUAGAUGGAAUUUCUUGGAUUGAUGAUGAACCUGUGAUAUAUUUAUUGCAACAACACAAUGAAUAUUUAACAAAGCUUGUCAUUGAUGGAGCAGAAAUUACAGAUGACUGCUAUGAAUCCAUAGCAAAAUGUUCUUACUUAACCUUAUUUGAGGCAUCAUUUUGUGAAUUGCUAACAGAUAAAAGCCUUGAAUAUCUCCAGAAUUUGAAUAAAUUGAAGAAGUUGCGUUUAAGAAAAGGAACAGAAUUCACAGCAGUUGGUCUGAUGAAUUUCUUCUCAUCUCCUGGAAUCAAACAUUUGACAUCAUUAGACAUGUCAGAAUGCACUGGUUGUGAUGAUAGUUGUGUGUCACAACUAGCUCAAAGCUGUGGAAAGACUUUAAAACAACUAUCAUUAUGUUGGUGCUGGCACAUCACAGAUAGAGGAGCAACUUCAGUGGUUGAUCAUUGCAGAGACCUUGAACUGCUCAAUCUACAAGGUAUUAAAUCGAUGACAGGUGACAGUUUUGCUAGAAUACCAACUGAUAUGCCAUUUUUAACCAUGUUAUGUUUAUCUCACUGUAAUAUGAUUAAAGAUGAGUUAAUUGAGGAUGUUGUUCGACAGAAGAAAAACUUGACUGUUAUUAAUUACUAUGGAGAAACUGUUGUGUUUGAAAAAUCAUGUCACUUGUUAAAAGAUGACUUACAAAACUGAUAUUGAGUUCAUCACUGAAGACCUACAAGAUGAAGAACAGCAAUACAUGUAGUAGCACCGUUACUUUGCUAUAUUGGUUCUUUCAUAAAUUUUACGAUAUAA
Messenger RNA from Mytilus californianus (California mussel), 1870 nucleotides. Its product is annotated as F-box/LRR-repeat protein 2-like. Lineage: Eukaryota; Metazoa; Mollusca; Bivalvia; Mytilida; Mytilidae. The transcript is spliced from 7 exons. Gene Ontology annotation, cellular component: SCF ubiquitin ligase complex. Gene Ontology annotation, molecular function: protein binding. Bases 185 to 1768 code for a protein of 527 amino acids. The record is from RefSeq and is a predicted model, not a curated record. Gene Ontology annotation, biological process: SCF-dependent proteasomal ubiquitin-dependent protein catabolic process.